AUGGCGGAGCUGGUGGCCACCAUGGCCAUCCGGCCACUGGUGUCCAUGCUGAUGAACAAGGCGUCCAGCUCCCUCCUGGACCAGUACAAGGUCAUGGAGGGAAUGGAGGAGCAGCACAAGACUCUCAAGCGCAAGCUUCCGGCCAUUCUCGACGUCAUCACCGACGCUGAGGAGCAGGCCACAGCUCAUAGAGAAGGUGCCAAAGCCUGGCUUCCGGAGCUCAAGACUGUGGCCUAUGAAGCAAAUGAAGUCUUUGACGAGUUCAAGUACGAAGCGCUCCGCCGUGAAGCCAGGAAGAAGGGGCACUACAGAGAGCUUGGCUUCGAUGUAAUAAAGCUAUUCCCUACUCACAACCGUAUUGUGUUCCGCUACAAAAUGGGCCGCAAGCUUUGCCGGAUUCUGAAGGCCAUCGAUGUCCUUAUAGCGGAGAUGCAUGCCUUUAGGUUCAAGUACCGACCACAGCCGCCGGUGCCCAAGAAGUGGAGGCAGACGGAUUCUGUUAUCACCGACCUGCAAGACAUUGCCAGCAGAUCCAGAGACAAGGAUAAGAAGAAUAUUGUUGCUACACUACUUGGUCAAGCUAACAAUGCAGAUUUCAUAGUCGUUCCCAUUGUUGGAAUGGGGGGCCUUGGCAAGACCACAUUAGCACAGCUCAUAUACAAUGAACCUGAAGUUCAGAAGCAUUUUCAAUUGCUGCUUUGGGUUUGUGUCUCUGAUACCUUUGAUGUGAACUCCCUGGCCAAGAGUAUAGUUGAAGCAUCUCCCAAUAAAAAUGUUGAUACAGACAAACCACCACUGGAUAGACUUCAAAAACUGGUCAGCGGACAGCGGUAUGUCCUUGUAUUGGAUGAUGUUUGGGACAACAAAGAGUUACGUAAGUGGGAAAUUCUGAAGGUAUGUCUUCAGCAUGGUGGCAUGGGCAGUGCGGUGUUGACAACAACUCGUGAUAAACGAGUUGCUGAAAUUAUGGGUGCAGAUAGGGCAGCCUACAAUCUCAAUGCUUUGGAGGAUCACUUCAUAAAGAAAAUUAUUGAGGCUAGAGCAUUCAGCCUGGACAAAGAAAAGCCUGCUGAACUAGUGGAGAUAGUUGAUGAGAUUGUGGAUAGAUGUCGUGGCUCUCCAUUAGCUGCAACUGCAAUAGGCUCUGUACUUCGUACCAAGACCAGUGUGAAAGAAUGGAAAGCUGUAUCAUCUGCAACCAGCAUUUGCACUGAGGAAACUGGAAUUUUGCCAAUACUGAAGCUUAGCUACAAUGACUUGCCAGCACACAUGAAGCAGUGCUUUGCUUUCUGUGCCGUGUUUCCAAAGGAUUACAAGAUUGAUGUGGAGAAGCUGAUCCAACUAUGGAUUGCAAAUGGCUUUAUCCCAGAACACAAGGAAGAUAGUCUUGAAACCUUUGGAAAACAUAUUUUCGAUGAGCUGGUCUCGAGGUCAUUCUUUCUGGACCUAGAGGAAAGUAAGGACUCCUGCGGGUAUUUUUGCAGAACAUGUAAAAUUCAUGAUCUUAUGCAUGAUAUUGCAAUGUCUGUUAUGGGAAAGGAAUGUGUUGUUGCAAUUAAGGGACCAAGUCAAAUUGAGUGGCUUUCGGAUACUGCUCGGCAUUUGUUCUUGUCAUGUGACGAAACAGAAGGUAUUUUGAAUGAUGCUUUGGAGAAAAAAUCCCCUGCCAUUCAAACACUGAUAUGCGACGGUCCUAUUCAAAGCUCAUUGCAGCAUCUAUCAAAAUACAACAAUUUGCAUGCGUUGAAGCUCUGUCUGAGAACAGAAUCAUUUCUACUCAAACCAAAGUAUCUGCAUCACCUGAGGUACCUUGAUCUCUCAAAAAGUUCUAUGAAAGCACUUCCUGAGGAUAUAAGUAUUCUAUAUAACCCGCAAGUGUUGGACCUUUCCAACUGCUAUUUUCUUGAGCGACUUCCAAGGCAAAUGAAGUAUAUGACUUCCCUCUGCCACCUCUACACUCAUGGAUGUCCGACGUUGAAGAGCAUGCCUCCAGGACUUGAAAAUCUCACUAAGCUGCAGACACUCACAGUUUUUGUAGCAGGAGUUCCUGGCCCUGAUUGUAGUGAUGUUGGAGAGCUGCAACAUUUGAACCUUGGUGGUCAUCUAGAGCUACGCCAGGUAGAGAAUGUUAAAGAAGCAGAGGCAAAAGUGGUGAAUCUUGGAAACAAGAAGGAUCUCCGUGAACUGACAUUAAGAUAG
Molecule: messenger RNA, 2199 nt
Organism: Triticum turgidum subsp. durum (durum wheat)
Lineage: Eukaryota; Viridiplantae; Streptophyta; Magnoliopsida; Poales; Poaceae
Source: the annotation of a GenBank genome assembly